AUGAAAUAUUCACUUGCAGUGCUUUUAGUCUCUUUUGUGACUCUGUCUGAUGAAACCAGUCUGCCUGAUCAUGAUCCAGGACUGUUGCCCAAAGAGGAGUCGGUGCCGGCCUCCAUACAAAUACUGAAGGAGUUAAAUCGUGCACCACCGCUUCCUCCCACCACAAUGACUUCAAAUGUGGAGACCCGUUGGUUCCCCCAAUGGCUGGACAACUUUGACAACAACAACACAGGAGUCUGGUACAACCGAGUCAUGAUCAAUGAAGCGUACUUCCAAGAUGGUUCGCCCAUAUUUAUUUACUUGGGUGGUGAGUGGGCCAUCGAUGAGAGCGGAAUUAACUCAGGACAUUGGGUGGAUAUAGCAAAGGAACACAAUGGCUCGCUCCUCUAUACGGAACAUCGUUUCUUUGGCCUGAGCAUACCGAUAAGACCUCUAUCCACCGAGAAUCUGGAGAAGUAUCAGAAUGUACACCAGGCUCUGGCCGAUGUGCGCAAUAUUAUAAGAACACUAAAGCAACAGGACAAGUACAAGGAUUCUAAGGUGGUGAUCUCAGGUGGUUCCUACUCUGCAACUAUGGUGGUGUGGUUCAGACGUCUUUAUCCCAACGACAUAGUCGGUGGUUGGGCAUCCAGUGCGCCCCUGGUUGCCAAAGUGGACUUCCAGGAGUUUAUGAAAGUGGUGGGCGAUGCCUAUGACCAGCUGGGUACACCGGGAUGCUACGAUAUAAUUAAAAACGCGACUUCGUAUUACGAGGAUUUGUUUUCGGCUGGCAAAGGUGCUGAGGCAAAGGAGCGACUAAAUCUGUGCGAUAAUUUCGACCCGGACAGCGAACAGGAUCGCUGGCAAAUUUUCAGCAGCAUUGCCAAUAUCUUUGCUGGCAUUGCGCAAUAUCAAAAAGCCGGCGACCUAUGGGCCUAUUGCUCUGUGCUCCGUGAAUUCGAUGAAGAUGAUGCUACGGCGCUAUCCAAGUUCAUACAAUGGCGUCUGCAUAAUCCGCAAUGUGUCAGUGCCAGAUACAAGAGCACUAUAAACUACUAUAAAUGGUCCAUGGACAACUACGAUGGCACUGGUCUGGCUUGGACAUUUCAGACUUGUAAUGAGUUCGGCUGGUACCAGUCAUCGGGGAGCAGCCAGCAACCAUUCGGUUCUACUUUCCCUGCUACCCUAUACACUGACCAAUGCCACGAUGUCUUCAGCACCAACUAUACCGCCGUGCAAAUUCAAGCAAACGUUAACCAGACCAACGAGGAAUUCGGUGGCCUUAGCCCCGAUGUGACCAACGUUUACUUCACCCAAGGUGGCUUGGAUCCCUGGCAUACAGUUGGUGCUGGUGUCAAACAGAACGCAACCAUUAUACCCUAUGCCUCGCAUUGUUCCGACUUCGGUUCGAUUAGCGAUAGCGACAGUCCCGAGAUGCGUGCCUCCAAAUUGCGAUUGGCCCUGUUGGUACGUAAGUGGCUAGCUUAG
Scaptodrosophila lebanonensis is the source of this 1467-nucleotide messenger RNA. Its product is annotated as putative serine protease F56F10.1. The transcript is spliced from 6 exons. The record is from RefSeq and is a predicted model, not a curated record. Gene Ontology annotation, biological process: proteolysis. The coding region runs from base 1 to 1467 and encodes 488 amino acids. NCBI's taxonomy places the organism in Eukaryota, Metazoa, Arthropoda, Insecta, Diptera, Drosophilidae. Gene Ontology annotation, molecular function: dipeptidyl-peptidase activity; serine-type exopeptidase activity.